AUGGCUAGUGUGGCCCAUGUAGAAGAUGAGAAGAAGGAAUCGAUUUGUGAUGUGCAUAGGUUGGCCCGGUUAGGUGUCCAACUAAUGGAAUCCUCCAAGGGUGGGUUUAUGGUUCAUAAUAGUUCUGAAUCGUCCUUUGUUGUUGAUGUGAAGUCUAAGCAACACCUAGAUCCUAUUUUAAUGGAGUUGAAAGAAUUGGUUCUCAAUAAGUCCGUUGAAGCUUUCUCCCAAGGGGGAGAUGAGGCCAACGUAGUAGUUGAUGCUCUUAGCAAACUAUCUAUAGAAAGUUUAGCGCAUAUUGAGAAAGAAAGAAGGGAAUUAGCAAAAGAUGUUCACCGGCUUGCUCGCUUUGGAGUUUGCCUUCUGAACAUAUCAGAUGAUGGUGUGACCGUUCAGAAUAGCUCAGAAUCUUCACUAGUAGCGGAUGUUAAGAAAACACAAGACAGUGAUUCGAUAUUACUUCAAUUGAAGGGUGUAGUUCAUCAAUAUAAAGUUGAGGGUUUCUCCCAAGGGGGAGAUGGUGUGCUUCUCUACCAGGGUCGUUUAUGUGUUCCUAAGGUGGGUGAGUUGAAGCAGUGGAUCCUUACAGAAGCCCAUAACUCCAGUUACCACUCCAGCAUUAACAUGGCACUGUUCAAGGCACUUUAUGGGAGGAGAUGUAGAUCACCCAUGGGGUGGUUUGGGGCUGCAGAUGUGAAAUAUUUGGGGGUUGAUUUGGUGAAAGAUGCUCAAGAUAAGGGCAAGCUUAGUCCUCGCUACAUCGGGCCAUUGGAGAUUCUUGACUAUGUAGGGCUAGUGGCUUAUAGGUUGGCUUUACCGCCUAGCCUAUCUGGGGUCCAUCCAGUGUUUCAAGUGUCCAUGUUGAAGAAGUAUCAUGUUGAUGGGGAUUACAUCAUUAAGUGGGCCUUAGUUUUGUUAGAAAAAGACCUUUGGUAUGAGGAAGAACCAAUAGAAAUUCUUGACCACAGUGUCCAGAAGCUGAGGACCAAGGUGAUAAUAUUUGUGAAAGUUCAAUGUAAGCAUCGUCCAGUUAAGGAAGCUACUUGGGAAACUGAGAAGGACAUGUGA
Solanum verrucosum is the source of this 1068-nucleotide messenger RNA. RefSeq lists its product as uncharacterized. Bases 1 to 1068 code for a protein of 355 amino acids. The transcript has 4 exons. The record is from RefSeq and is a predicted model, not a curated record. NCBI's taxonomy places the organism in Eukaryota, Viridiplantae, Streptophyta, Magnoliopsida, Solanales, Solanaceae.